GCACGGAUAUCCUCGAUGUGUUCGCUAUUCACCUUACUCAAUCGCAGUACGAAGACGUUUCUGGCCUCUUCCCAUUGGACUACGACUCGCACACACUAUAUGGCGUUCUUAUGCCUUUCCCGGGUCUCACUGGUAAAAUUCUUGUCAUGAGCCAUGGGCUUG
This is a messenger RNA of Perkinsus marinus ATCC 50983, 162 nucleotides long. RefSeq lists its product as hypothetical. NCBI's taxonomy places the organism in Eukaryota, Perkinsozoa, Perkinsida, Perkinsidae. The record is from RefSeq and is a predicted model, not a curated record. The transcript has a single exon. The annotation marks the transcript as partial.